Messenger RNA from Helianthus annuus (common sunflower), 963 nucleotides. RefSeq names its product VQ motif-containing protein 4. The record is from RefSeq and is a predicted model, not a curated record. Bases 65 to 700 code for a protein of 211 amino acids. Lineage: Eukaryota; Viridiplantae; Streptophyta; Magnoliopsida; Asterales; Asteraceae. The transcript has a single exon.
ACCACUCUCUCUCUCUCUUCAUUUCCUCACACUUUCUCUCUCUAUCUAAAACUCAUCCCAUCAAAUGGAAACUUAUUCACCCACACCUCUAGACUCCAAACCCACCUCCCACCCCCACCCUUCACCACCCCCUACCCCCAUCCCCCGACCCGACCCGACCCACCCAUACCCAACCACCUUCGUUCAAGCCGACACAACAUCCUUCAAAAACAUCGUCCAAAUGCUAACCGGAUCCUCCGAAACCGCCAAACACGCCGCCGCCGCCCGACCCGACGCCCCGACCCGAAAUCCCAUUCCUCCAAUCAAAACGGGUCAAAACAAAAAACCCUCUAAAUUAUACGAACGGAGAAACAGUAUGAAGAAUUUCAAGAUCAGCCCAUUAGUACCCGGGUUUGCAAACGGGUCCGGGUUCUCCGAUUCUCCCCGGAGACCCGGCACGCCGGAGAUUCUCUCGCCGGGAAUUCUGAAUUUUCCGGCGUUGGUUAUUAGUCCGGUGACGCCACUUAUUCCGGAUCUUUUUAACCGGUCUCCGGUGACCGGAGAUAGUUCAAAUUUGAACGUUGAAGCGGAAGAUAAAGCGAUUGCGAAAAAGGGGUUUUAUUUGCAUCCGUCGCCGGCGAGUACUCCUGGAAGAGAUUCGGAGCCCCGACUUUUGCCGUUGUUUCCGGUGACAUCACCUAGGGUUUCAGGUUCUUCUUGAGUAAUGAGGUUUUUUUUUUCAUUUAAUUUGUGAUGUAACAGUUUUAUUUUAGUUGAAUUUUGUUGGUCAAAGUUGGUCAAAAUUGUAUGAAGGGGUAAGAUUGUAAGAUGAUAGACCAAAGGUAGAAAUUGACCAACCAUGAAGAAGUACAAGUUCAAUGCACCAUGUACAAGUUAUUAUUGAUAUUAUUGUAGUGUUGUUCUCAACUGUCAAGACAAAUGACAUUGCACCCUUUUAAAGAUAUUUUAGCUCUCUUCAUUGUA